Entrophospora candida is the source of this 2196-nucleotide messenger RNA. Lineage: Eukaryota; Fungi; Glomeromycota; Glomeromycetes; Entrophosporales; Entrophosporaceae. The record is from the annotation of a GenBank genome assembly.
AUGAUCAGUAUGUUUGCUGACGAACCAUUUUUUAUUCAAAAAUCUACCAACAACAACAACAAUAAUGAAAUUGAAGAACCAGAAUCUAAAAAAGAUCCAUUGACAACUUCUAUCUGGCGACUUUACACAAAAGCUAAAGAUAAUUUGCCUCACGAUUCUCCAAAAAUUUCAGAAACUAUUUUAAAAAGUCAGAUAAUUGGAAAUUCUGAAAUAUAUGAUAAUAACUUUGAUAUAGAUAUGGACAACGAUAGCAAUCAAAAUGAGUUUAUUGAUUUUGCUGAUAACGAAACAAUAUUAUUCGAACACGCUGGCAUAGUCACUUCACCAUCUGACACCAGCACAACUAACACUGAUGAUAAUUACACCUCACCUUCUUCACCCGUCUUGACUUCAAAAACUUCCGCUAUUCCAAUUCCACCGGCUCAAACUUCUUCAACCAACAAUAACAACUUUAUUCAUAAUAAUACAAACAGAAUCAAUAAUAACACAAUGAUGGAUAUCUCUUCAAUGGGUUAUACUUUUGAUAUUGACUCUAAUGAAAAUUUGAAUCAGUACCAAUCAAAUUUUUUAAGUAGAAUGGUUGUGAAACAAGAUCAUUACAAUGAUCGUCCAAUACUUGUGCCUGUGUCUAGAUCCAAUAAUAAUAAUAAUUUCGAUUUACAAAAUACAAUGAUUUUUGAAAAGUCACAAAAACCAAAAUCUACAAAUUAUCGUCAAGCAUCAAGGUUACCAAGUAUCACAAUCCCUAAUGAUACUCCUCCUGAUGACUCAAAUGUAGAAUCGGAGUCAAUGUCAUCUUCCAUUACAACCACAUCAACGACCAAUCAAUUUACCUUCUCGGAUCCUUAUACUUCUCAUUUUGGUCAACCAAUAACAACAAUCGAUUGCCCAUCUAAUGCAUCGCAACUGUCACUACCACAAUCUCAACCCCCGUCAACAACUACAUCCUUAAUGAACAUUUCAGUUCCUCAUUAUCAUUAUUCUAAUAAUAAUUUCGUAAGCCCUGGUAGUAGCAUCAACGAUAAUUCGUUAUCGUCAUUCACCACCAAUCACCACCAAUCAACUACAAAUACGUCAUCAUCUCACAUCAAUAAUAACAAUUUAUUAUCUUCAUCUUAUGAUCUAAUGUCAACUGAUCCCAUCAUCUUACAUCCAAAUAUAGAAAAUUGUAAAAUAAAAACGCUAGAUUCCGAUUAUAAUCGUUGGAAUAAUAACAGCGUCAACAAUGAUGCUAACAAUAAUUUAAUUAACGAUCAAAUAAUACCAUCAUCUAUAACUGGUAGUUGUGAUGACAACAAUAAUAACCCCAAAAGACAAUCAUCAAUAAGUAUUGUCAAAAAUUCAAAUUCUCCUAUUACCUCACCAAAUUUACCUGACACUAUAAUAUCACCACAAAGAUCAUCAUCACGGUCAUCAACACAUCCACAAUUAAAUACAAACUUAAUAAAAGCAUCAAACUCUACACCUACAUCACCGAUUUCGCCAAUUUCACCAAUAACUUCUACAACGCUGACAACAUCACCCAAAUCGAUGCCAUUAUCGAUUGAUAACAAAGACGGCAGUAGCAACAACUUAUCAUCAUCAAAAAACUCAAUACCUACAACUUGUACAAAUUGUCUUACCCAAACCACACCAUUAUGGCGUCGCAAUCCUGAAGGUCAACCAUUAUGUAAUGCUUGCGGUCUUUUCUUAAAAUUACAUGGUGUGGUCAGGCCUUUGAGUCUAAAAACUGACGUGAUAAAAAAACGCAACCGUAAUGGCUCGACAUCAACAACUAAAACCUCUGGUAAUAAAACUGGUAAGAGUACGGUUCAAAUGGGUCCUGGUGGCCCAAGUAUGGGCGUCAUGGGUAAAAGAGUUUCAUUAUCGAUGACUCCAAAGCAACAUCAUCAACACAAUAAUCCCAUGAACGCUCUUAUGAACGGCACCGGUGGCUUUAGUAACAAUAGUAUGCAACAAACAACUGCUUCCAUAUUAUCAACAUCUGCCCCAACUGCCGUAACACAAUAUCCAAAUAUUGCAUCAACAACAAAUGACUCUUUUCAAUCAAUAACAGCUACUGUCGCAUCAUCAUCAAAACGUCAAAGGAGAUCGUCAAACGACGAACAACAAAUAUUGUAUGCUUCUCAAAUAUACAGACAGUUGGAUAACAGCUCGACAAACAUUUCAUUUGAUGUCGCAAUUAGUAACUGUUAA